Molecule: messenger RNA, 1568 nt
Organism: Populus euphratica (Euphrates poplar)
Lineage: Eukaryota; Viridiplantae; Streptophyta; Magnoliopsida; Malpighiales; Salicaceae
Product: WAT1-related protein At3g28050-like
Exons: 8
Coding region: 111-1178 (355 amino acids)
Cellular component (GO): membrane
Molecular function (GO): transmembrane transporter activity
Source: RefSeq, a predicted model, not a curated record
CCAACUAUCGCAUGCCAUAAUACCGAUAAUAGCGUCUUGUGUUAGUUUCAGGGUCUGAAUUUUCAACUUUGAAUCUCGCAACAGAGCAGAUAAUUAAGAAACAUAGAGUGAUGAUGGCGAGGAAAGUUGCAGUCCUGCCUAUUGUGGGGAUGGUAAUGGCAGAGUGUGCACAGGCUGGGCGUAUGAUAUUAGGCAAGGCAGCCAUGUCAAAUGGCAUGAGUAGUUUCGUCUUUGUUCUCUACUCUAAUGCCAUUGCCUCCCUCAUCCUCCUCCCUUCUUUUCUCUUUCACAGAUCAUCAGAGAGGCCUCCACUCACCCUGUCAAUUGUCUCUGGAUUCUUCUUGCUUGGUCUUUUUGGUUGCUUGGGACAGAGCUUUUGUUAUGCUGGCAUUAACCUCAGCUCUCCUACACUUGGCACUGCUAUGCUCAACCUUGUCCCUGGUCUUACCUUCAUGCUUGCCAUUAUUUUCAGGAUGGAAAAUGUUGACUGGAAAAGUUACAGCACCCUAGCUAAAUCUAUGGGAACCGUAGUAUCAAUUGGAGGGGCAUUUAUUGUUACUUGCUACAAGGGUCCCCUACUUCUGAAGGCACGACCCUCUGUUACAAAGUCAUCUCAUCAGGUUCUCUUGCAACAGUCCAAUUGGGUUCUUGGAGGAUUGCUCAUGGUAGUUGACUGUGCUACGGCUUCUUCAUGGCUUAUAGUACAGGCAUUGAUCCUUAAAAAGUACUCAGCAAAGUUGAUUGUGGUUUUUUUUCACUUCUUCUUUUCGACCAUAUUGUCUUCAAUAGUUUCUGUGGUCAUGGAAAGAGACCCCUCUGCUUGGAGCUUAAACUCUAAUAUAAGAUUGAUUGCUGUUCUCUUCUCGGGAAUCUUGGGCAAUGCAUUCGAAAUUGGUGUUACAGCAUGGUGUCUACACAAGACAGGUCCUGUGUUUGUUGCUAUAUUUGCACCCUUGGGGAUUGUCAUCGCAGCUGCAGCAAGUGUCAUCUGCUUUGGGGACGCUCUGGAUCUUGGAAUUGUGGUUGGAGCUGCUAUAAUAGCCAUUGGAUUUUAUGCAGUGAUUUGGGGGAAGGCCCAAGAAGAGAUCAAGAAAGUUGAAGACAAGGAAAAUUGUGGCUCCGCCUCAUCCUCUCAGAAAGUCCCUUUUCUGCAAAAUAGAAGCAAUGAUCAUGCGUAGCAAGGUAAUAUCAAUGGAAAUGCACAGGAAAUAUAAACACAAGACACCCUCGAAACAAUCUAGUCUGUUCAAGAAGUUGAGGAAACAGUUCAGUUUGACAAGGAAAUAGCCUUUCUUGCUACUUCCUACAGCAUCUGAUGAUUGUACCAGCUCAAGGAAGCGGACAGCCAUAGAGAGGGUGGUUGCAGUGGAGGGAUGGAAUAGGGUAAAAUAAAGCAAUUCCAUCAUUGAUUAAUCUUCAGGGAUAAUAAAAUGCAUGGAAACUCUUCAUGUCUUCGUUGAGGUCGCUUAGCAUUAGCAGGCAGGGCCCUGCCCUGUUCUUUGGGAGUUUUUUUUAGCUGAUGAUUGUAAUUUUAACAGAUUGUAUUGUAGCUUGCAUUGGAAUUUCCG